Molecule: messenger RNA, 1515 nt
Organism: Pteronotus mesoamericanus
Lineage: Eukaryota; Metazoa; Chordata; Mammalia; Chiroptera; Mormoopidae
Gene: P2RX2
Product: purinergic receptor P2X 2
Exons: 10
Coding region: 1-1515 (504 amino acids)
Biological process (GO): calcium ion transmembrane transport; response to ATP
Cellular component (GO): nuclear inner membrane; signaling receptor complex; plasma membrane
Molecular function (GO): extracellularly ATP-gated monoatomic cation channel activity; purinergic nucleotide receptor activity; ATP binding
Source: RefSeq, a predicted model, not a curated record
AUGGCGGCCGCGGAGCCCAAGCCCCCGGCGGGUGCGGCCGCGGCCCGGCGCCUGGCCCGGGGCUGCUGGUCCGCGUUCUGGGACUACGAGACGCCCAAGGUGAUCGUGGUGAAGAACCGGCGCCUGGGCGUCGUGUACCGCCUGGUGCAGCUGCUCAUCCUGCUCUACUUCGUGUGGUACGUGUUCAUCGUGCAGAAGAGUUACCAGGACCGGGAGACGGGCCCCGAGAGCUCCGUCAUCACCAAGGUCAAGGGCAUCACGGCGUCGGAGCACAAGGUGUGGGACGUGGAGGAGUACGUGAAGCCCCCCGAGGGAGGCAGCGUGUUCAGCAUCAUCACCAGGAUCGAGGUCACCCGCUCCCAGACUCUGGGCACCUGCCCCGAGAGUGCGCGGGUCUCCAACGCCACCUGCGACUCCGACGAGGACUGCGUGGCCGGAGAGCUGGACAUGCUGGGGAACGGUGUGCGGACGGGGCGCUGCGUGCCCUACUACCACGGGGCCUCCAAGACCUGCGAGGUGUCUGGCUGGUGCCCCGUGGAGGACGGCGCCUCUGUCAGCCAAUUUCUUGGAAAGAUGGCCCCAAAUUUCACCAUCCUCAUCAAGAACAGCAUCCACUAUCCCAAAUUCCGGUUUUCCAAGGGCAACAUCGAGAACCGCAGGGACGGCUACCUGAAGCGCUGCACGUUCGACGAAGCGUCGCACCUGUACUGCCCCAUUUUCCGGCUGGGCUUCAUCGUGGAGAGGGCCGGGGAGAACUUCACCGAGCUGGCGCACACGGGUGGUGUCAUUGGGGUCAUUAUCAACUGGGACUGUGACCUGGACCUGCCGGCAUCAAGCUGCAACCCCAAGUACUCCUUCCGGAGACUCGACCCCAAGCACGUCCCAGCUUCCUCUGGCUACAACUUCAGGUUUGCCAGGUACUACAAGAUCAAUGGCACCACCACCCGCACGCUCAUCAAGGCCUACGGGGUCCGCAUCGACGUCAUUGUGCACGGACAGGCAGGCAAGUUCAGCCUGAUUCCCACCAUCAUUAACCUGGCCACCGCGCUGACCUCCGUCGGGGUGGUAAGGAGCGCACACCGCGGGCUGGACGCGUGUGGUGGGUGGGGGUCUCACCAUGCCCUCACAUGCCUGUCCCGCUGGCCCCAGGGCUCCUUCCUGUGUGACUGGAUCUUGCUAACGUUCAUGAACAAAAACAAAGUCUACAGCCAUAAGAAAUUCGACAAGGUGUGUACGCCAAGGCACUCCCCAGGUAGCUGGCCUGUGACCCUGGCCCUCGUUCUGGGACAGGCCCCUCCGCCCCCCUGCCCCUGCCCCACGGACCCGAGCAGGCCACAGGAAGAGGGGCGGAGCCAGGCCCAGGCCGCCCUGCCACCACGGCCUUGUCCCACCUCCGCCCUGUCUGAGCAGAUGGCGGACAUUCCCGGUCGGGGUGCAGGACCGGGGCCCUGGGCCUCCGAGCCUUCCCAGCAGGACUCCACGCUCACAGACCCCCGAGGUUUGGCUCAGCUCUGA